Messenger RNA from Helianthus annuus (common sunflower), 1893 nucleotides. RefSeq names its product cyclin-A2-2. Gene Ontology annotation, biological process: regulation of cyclin-dependent protein serine/threonine kinase activity; mitotic cell cycle phase transition. NCBI's taxonomy places the organism in Eukaryota, Viridiplantae, Streptophyta, Magnoliopsida, Asterales, Asteraceae. The coding region runs from base 199 to 1623 and encodes 474 amino acids. Gene Ontology annotation, cellular component: cytoplasm; cyclin-dependent protein kinase holoenzyme complex; nucleus. Gene Ontology annotation, molecular function: cyclin-dependent protein serine/threonine kinase regulator activity. The transcript has 11 exons. The record is from RefSeq and is a predicted model, not a curated record.
CACCCACCCCCUACAUAUACACACACUGCACUUCACUCACCCAUACUACAACACACUCUAUGUCUUCCGCAUGAUGCAAUUCGAAUGAGCCCUAGCUCUGUGCUCCUCUCUCCACACCGCCAUUGUUCAUUUAGAUCCCGGAGCUAGCUCAAGAAAUGCACACUGCAGUUUUUAUGGAAAGCAAGUCAGUCUAACAUCAUGCACCCCUCUAUGGCAACGCAAACAGACAUGAACAAAGAAAAUGUACGUACUGCUAAUAAUAAAGAGCCUACGAAAAGGAUUACUAGAGCACAGGCUAAAGCUUUGGGUGUAUCUGGCGAUUUGCCCCCACUACACCCUCAGGCAAAACAGAGAAACAAUCAGUUUCAGCAACCAAACUCUAAAAGAGGUUCUUCUGAUAACAAGUCCGCUGAUGUUAGCGCUAGUUUUCAGUCUAAAAGAAGGGCUGUUCUCAAGGAUGUCACCAACAUGCCCUUUAAUAAAUUAAAUACGAAAGUCAUUGGUGACAUAAAAAUCCAGACUUGCAAGCAGACAAGAACAAAUGUUGCCGGAAAGAAUGCCAUGGUGGCGCCAACUGUUUAUGUGGGCCCCUGGGAUCGUAAGGGAAAAACAAAAGCAACAGAAGAUGUGACUGAACAGAGCAUAAAAGAAUUAAGAGAAAUAACUUCACAGCUAAAGUUAGUGAAUGGUUUAGAAAGCAAACCAAGUAUAGCUCUUGGAAGCACUUUGCUGAAAGGAGAAACCAAGAUUUCCAACAAAGUGGAAGAUGGAAAUGGUCAAACUAUUGUUGACAUCGAUUCUAAUCACAAGGAUCCUCGGAUGUGCAGCUUAUAUGCUGCUGAAGUAUAUAACAAUUUAUGCGUGGCAGAGCUAAAGUGGAGGCCUUCAGUUAAUUAUAUGAAAACAGUGCAGCGAGAUAUCACACAGGAAAUGCGCGGUAUUCUCAUCGACUGGCUUGUGGAGGUUUGUGAAGAGUAUAGGCUAGGAGCCGAAACAUUUCACCUAACCGUCACUCUUAUUGAUCGAUAUCUCUCUAAAAUGUACAUAGAAAAACAAAGACUUCAAUUGCUUGGGAUCACCUGCAUGCUUAUUGCCUCGAAGUAUGAAGAAACCAGUGCUCCACGUGUUGAAGACUUCUGUUUCAUCACAGAUGGGACCUACACUAGAAAGGAGCAGGUACUGGACAUGGAGCAUGAAGUUCUAGAUGUGUUGGGCUUCAACCUUUCUGUCGCAACCAUAAAUAAGUUCCUUCGGAGAUUUAUUUUAGCAGCACAAAGUUCAUACAAGGGUCCCGUUGUAGAACUCGAAUAUCUAGCAAAAUAUUUAGCAGAAUUAACUCUCGUUGAGUACAGUUUUUUGAGGUUUCUGCCAUCCCUCAUUGCUGCCUCAGCUGUGUUUUUAGCCAAAUGGACACUUGAUCAGAUUGAACAUCCAUGGAAUCCAACUUUAGAACAUUAUACUAAUUAUAAGGCAUCUGAGCUGAAAACAACAGUCCUGGCUAUGCAAGCAAUGCAACAUAACAAUGAAGCCUCUCUUCAAGCAAUACGCCAAAAGUACAGGCAAAAGCAGUUCAAAAGCGUUGCAACCUUAACCUCCCAAAAACCAGUGAAGCCGUUGUCCUAACGUUUGCCAUGACUACUUAAUGUUUCACAUAAAAGACGGGAUGAUUUAACGUCCAUGAACAUAACGUCACCCUUCUCAUAUCAAACAUUUCCGAUCCCCUCGGCUACAUAUUCUCAUGUUGUAAGUUGUAACCAUUUAGGAGAUGUCUAUGUAUCUUUUCUUUUAACAGCAUGUAUCUAUAACAGUUGAUUUAUGUUUUACAAUUCUAUUGUAUCUAACUUUUUUUUCGAGUUAAUUGCAUGGAAAUGUUUGGUUCAGUUUGUACCAAAA